This is a messenger RNA of Nipponia nippon (crested ibis), 2388 nucleotides long. RefSeq names its product F-box protein 41 (gene FBXO41). The record is from RefSeq and is a predicted model, not a curated record. Lineage: Eukaryota; Metazoa; Chordata; Aves; Pelecaniformes; Threskiornithidae. Gene Ontology annotation, molecular function: protein binding.
AUGGCCUCGCUGGACCUGCCCUACCGGUGUCCGCGGUGCGGGGAGCACAAGCGCUUCCGCAGCCUCUCCUCGCUGCGGGCGCACCUGGAGUACAACCACACCUAUGAGACCCUCUACGUCCUCUCCAAGACCAACAGCAUCUGCGAUGCCGCCGUCUUCCCCCUGGCCCCCGACGGGGCCCUGCUGACUCCAGCCACCCGGCGGGACUACUUUGAGAGCACCUCCUUCCAAGGCAAGGACCAACGCUUCUCCUGCGACCUCGUCCCUGCUGAGGAGCUGGAGCCAGCUCCGUCCUCCUCCCCUACGCCCCGCUAUGUCCACGAGAUCGAGAUCCCCCUGACGGAGAUCUUCACCCGGGGCAAAGCUGUGGCACCGGCCCCUGUGCCACCGGCCACUAUGGACUCUGCCUAUGAGGAAGGCUUGGCCCGCCUGAAGAUCCGCGCCUUUGAGAAGUUGGAGGUGGACAAGCGGCUGGAGAAGCUGACGGAGGAGGUGGAGCAGAAGAUCGCCUCGCAGGUGGGCCGGCUGCAGGUGGAGCUGGACCGCAAGAGCUCGGAGCUGGAGAAGGCCAAGCAGGAGAGCCUGCGGCUCAGCCGGGAGAAGCAGGAGCUGGAGGACCGGGCAUCCGAGCUGUCCCGCCAGGUGGACGUCAGUGUGGAGAUGCUGGCCUCCCUCAAGCAGGACCUGGUGCAGAAGGAGCAGGAGCUCACCCGCAAGCAACAGGAGGUGCUGCAGAUCGACCAGUUUCUGAAGGAGACGGCCGCCCGCGAGGCCAACGCCAAGGUCCGCCUCCAGCACUUCAUCGAGGAGCUGCUGGACCGGGCGGACCGGGCCGAGAAGCAGCUCCAGAUCAUCAGCAGCAGCUGCGGCACCACCCCAAACGGCAGCCUGGGACGCUGCGGCACGCCAGGGGCCAAGGCCGCCGGCCGACUGAGAGACCGGCACCCGGGGCCGGGGGCGGCCGUGCAUGGUCCUUAUGGUGUGUCCAACCAGCGCUCCUCCUCCAGCACCGGGGCCUCAAGUCGGGCGAAAGCCGUGUCACAGAGCUCGGGCUGCUACGACAGCGACAGCGCAGAGCCGUGCCCCACCGAUGACACCGCUGACGGGCAUCCCUACCCGGCGCGGGACAGCGCCCGGGGCUCAGGGCUGCGCCGGCAAGCCAUCCAAAACUGGCACCGCCGGCCCUACCGCAACAGCACCGAGGGCGAGGAGGGCGACGUCUCCGACGUGGGCUCCCGCACCACCGAGUCGGAGGCCGAGGGCUGGGAGCCAGAUGCACCUGGAUCCGCAGCAUCCCGACCCGCGGGCAGCUGCCGGCUGACGGCCAGGACGGAGGGGGCCGGGGGCAAGGUGGGCCGGCUGGAGAGGGGCAGCCCGGGCCACUCCAGCGAGGUGAUCAGCCCUGAGAUCCUCAAGAUGCGGGCGGCUCUUUUCUGCAUCUUCACCUACCUGGACACCAAGACCCUGCUGCGGGCAGCCGAGGUGUGCAAGGACUGGAAAUUCGUAGCCCGGCACCCGGCUGUGUGGACACGGGUGCUGCUGGAGAACGCCAGGGUGUCCUCCAAGUUCCUGGCCAUGCUGUCUCAGUGGUGCACCCAGAUGCACUCCCUCACCCUCCAAAACCUCAAGCCGCGCCAGCGAGGGAAGAAGGAGAGCAAGGAGGACUACAUGAAGAGCACGCGGGGCUGCCUGGAAGCCGGGCUGGAGUCCCUGCUGAAGGCGACGGGCAGCAACCUGCUCAUCCUCCGCAUCUCGCACUGCCCCAACGUCCUGACGGAUCGCUCGCUCUGGCUGGCCAGCUGCUACUGCCGGGCCCUGCAGGCUGUCACGUACCGGAGCUCUACGGACCCCGUGGGUCAUGAAGUCAUCUGGGCCCUUGGAGCAGGUUGCAGGGACAUCAUCUCCCUCCAGGUCGCACCUCUGCAUCCGUGCCAGCAGCCGACGCGUUUCAGCAACCGUUGCCUUCAGAUGAUCGGCCGGUGCUGGCCGCACCUGCGGGCGCUGGGCGUUGGAGGGGCAGGCUGCGGCGUCCAGGGACUGGCGUCCUUAGCCCGAAACUGCAUGCGGCUUCAGGUCCUGGAGCUGGACCACGUGGCGGAGAUCAACCAGGAGGUUGCGGCGGAGAUGUGCCGAGAGGGGCUGAAGGGGCUGGAGAUGCUGGUGCUGACCUCCACGCCGGUCACCCCCAAAGCCCUGCUGCACUUCAACAGUGUGUGCCGGAACCUGAAGUCCAUCGUCGUGCAGGUGGGCAUUGUGGACUACUUCAAGGAGCCCCACAGCCCUGAAGCCAAGAAGAUGUUUGAAGAAAUGGUGAACAAACUCCAGGCCCUGAGGAAAAGACCCGGCUUCUCCAAGAUUUUACACAUCAAAGUGGAAGGAGGCUGUUAG